AGACCACAGUGUCGACCAGAUUGCAGCCGCGCUCAAGGGAUGACAAAAAAACCACGGAUUCGAGCAAGCAAAAGGGCCCAGCGGACGAGACCAUGGACGCGAAAAAUACAGCCGUCGCCGAGGACGUGUACGAGUUCAAAUCUGUAAAGGACACCGACUCCUCGCCUGACCAGAAGGGCGCCGACGCCCUGCACCUGGACGCCGACGCCACGGAUCCUCUCAGCAUCACGGCGCCUCCGGCUGAGGACGCCGCCGCGAAAAGAAACAUAUCCGAAUUGACGGAUCCUCUAGAAGAGAAUCCUGGGAAUGACGAGGAAUCUCGCAGGAAGAAGAGGAAGGAUGAAACUGCCAAGGAGGGGAAGUCCACCGCACAAAGGAAUGCAGGCCAAACUAAAGGGCAGGGUGGGAAACAAUCUGGUGGAAGCCAAAAUAAAUCUGGAACCUUGAGUUCCAACAAGGCUAGUGGGGACAAAAAGAGUCCCUGUUCCAGCCCUAAGCCACCUGCACCAGAUGCAGAGACGGACGAUGGAAAAACUGAUUUAAAGGUUCCUCCAUUAAAAAUCGUCAUUCCGCAAACCACCAGCAGCGAACAGGAAUUAGGUGUUGGAAGGAAUGGCAAAAAUAGCUCCCAGAGAACGCAUCAGGCCUUGCCUUAUGUUGUUGCUAGUUCGAAUAGUGCUGAACCCAAUGAAAAGGAGACUGCUGCUGGUUCAACUAGCCCAGAAACUUCGUCGACAGCCAAAGGGGAGGACAAGAAGGAUUCCACCAAUUCUGGACCACUCGAGGAGAGGGGUGGAUCAAGCCAUCAAAGAGUCUUACGUAGUUCCCACCGGUCGGGAACUACUCAGGCCACAGACCGUGGAAGUAAUAAUUCCUCACCUCAAUUGCAGAGGUCCCAUUCUCCCUCUCCUUCGUCAUCGCCGGCAGCCCAACCCCAGAACCAAGCUGAUCCACCUACUUCUAGCGCUGCUCAGACUAACGCCACCUCAAAGUCUUCAGAUUCUCAGGCCCAACAAAAUAAUGAUACGGAGACUACAACGUCUUCGUCCUCAUCCACGGCCACCGUUAGCACUCCGGCCCCGGUAGAGCUUCACCCUCGUAAAAGGAAAAUGAAGCAGAACAAAGAACAGUCCGCCCCACAACCCGAACCUCCAGAGGUGCCUCCGGAGGCUCAAGUUCACCCUCACGAACAACCAAUCACUAACUGUUAUCAACUAUUCUUGAAUAUUCGAAAUCAGAUAAAUAAACGCCGCAGGGGUCUAUUUCCGGUACAGCCGAAACCACCGCAAGGUUUCAAAGACUACUUGAUGAACCGUUGCACAUAUGUACUUGCCGGAACAGCACCUACUACACCCAAUAUUACUUACCCCCAGACCUUACCGUCUCAAAUGAAGGACUUGUUCACUGAACAGGAGAAGGAGAGGUACAGACUGCGAACUCAGCACGUGAUAGAAAAGGAGAAACUGGUGCUGUCUGUGGAGCAAGAAAUUUUGAGGGUACACGGCAAGGCGGCCAGGGCUUUAGCCAAUCAGUCGUUGCCAUUUUCCGUCUGCACUAUUUUAAGGGAUGAGGAAGUGUACAAUUUGAUCACUCCCGAACAGGAGGAGAAGGACAGGAAUGCUCGGUCACGAUAUAAUGGGCGACUCUUUCUGAGUUGGUUGCAAGACGUAGACGACAAGUGGGAGAAAAUUAAAGAGCACAUGCUACUCCGGCACCACAACGAGGCCGAAUCGUUACAUGCUGUGCAAAAAAUGAAUUGGGAAUGGAAAAUGAAGGAACUGAAUCUCUGUGAUAGAAAGACUACGCCUAAAAUAGAUGAGACUCAUGUACCGAUGGUGCAUGUGUCCGACGAUUUCGACCUUUUACCGGCUUAAAAGGAGCGUGUUAAAAAUUAAGUAUUUUUGUUACUCAUUGUGAAUAAUAAUUUACUAUAAAAGUAAAAUUUAUAUUUACUGUC
Anoplophora glabripennis (Asian longhorned beetle) is the source of this 1957-nucleotide messenger RNA. RefSeq names its product ankyrin repeat domain-containing protein 11. The record is from RefSeq and is a predicted model, not a curated record. Lineage: Eukaryota; Metazoa; Arthropoda; Insecta; Coleoptera; Cerambycidae. Gene Ontology annotation, cellular component: nucleoplasm.